Molecule: messenger RNA, 8041 nt
Organism: Pimephales promelas (fathead minnow)
Lineage: Eukaryota; Metazoa; Chordata; Actinopteri; Cypriniformes; Leuciscidae
Source: RefSeq, a predicted model, not a curated record
ACAGCUUUUGUUAUUGUGUUCAUCUCCGAGAAAUCUCCAAGCUCAAACCCAGUGAGUCCGAGCGCUCAGCGGCCGUGCACGCGCUCUCCGUGACGUCACCGCUGCGAGGAGGGCGCGCGAGCACGAGUAGAAGGAGGAGGAAGGUACCGAGGAGGAGAGGCUCGUGCCCGCGAGCAUCGAUGACAUCAACGAGCUGAAGAUCCUGCGAGGCUUCUGGGAAUGGAGAUCCGUGUUUCUGCUGAGAGCGGAGUAUGAGGCUCGAGUCUCGAUGCGCGGCACCUUCCCGCAGGAAUACCGGAUCAGACCGCUGAGGAUUAUGAAAACCAGGACAUGAAGCUCAAACACAUCUAGAAAAAAGAGAAGCGAGUGCGUGUCUGGACGAGGGAGAAGCGUCGAGGGUCAUGGCUGUGCGGGUCGACAGAGGUCCACUCCUCCUCUUCUUCUUCUUCUUCUUCUUCGUCUGCCAGAACUCCUGCGACGCCUUGACGGCUCCUCAGUUCGUCAAGGUCCCGAUGGAUCAGAUCGGCGUGUCCGGUGGAGUCGUGUCCUUCGUGUGUCAGGCCACAGGAGACCCCAAACCUCAGGUGUUCUGGAACAAGAAGGGCAAGAAAGUCAAUUCACAGAGAAUAGAGACCAUCGAGUUUGACGAGGGGGCGGGGGCAGUGCUUCGCAUCCAGCCACUCAGAGCGCCUCGUGACGAGAACGCCUACGAGUGCGUCGCCAAAAACACUGAAGGAGAAAUCACUAAGACCUCCACACUGUCCAUCAUCAGAGAGGACCUGCUGCCCACCGGCUUCCCCAACAUCGACAUGGGUCCUCAGCUGAAGGUGGUGGAGAGAACCAGAACCGCCACCAUGCUGUGCGCCGCCAGCGGGAUCCCCGACCCCGAGAUCUCCUGGUUCAAGGACUUCCUCCCCGUGGAGCCGGCACUCAGCCAAGGCCGAAUCAAGCAGCUGCGAUCAGGAGCGCUGCAGAUCGAGCGCAGUGAGGAGACGGAUCAGGGGAAGUACGAGUGCGUAGCUUCUAACGCUCAGGGCGUUCGCUACUCGUCCCCUGCUAACUUAUACGUGAGAGAGCUGCGAGAAGUCCGCCGAGUUCCCCCCCGCUUCACCAUCCUUCCCAGCAGCCACGAGAUCAUGCCGGGCGGCAGCGUGAACAUCACCUGCGUGGCGGUCGGCUCGCCCAUGCCGUAUGUGAAGUGGAUGCUGAACUCCGAGGACCUGACGCCGGAGGACGAGAUGCCCGUGGGCCGGAAUGUUCUGGAGCUGAACGGCGUGCGCGAGUCGGCCAACUACACCUGCGUCGCCAUGAGCAGCCUGGGCAUCAUCGAGGCCGUGGCGCAAGUCAUCGUCAAGUCUUUACCCAGAGCUCCUGGCACCCCUAUCGUCACGGAGACGACCCCCACCAGCGUCACCAUCACCUGGGACUCUGGCAACCCAGACCCCGUCUCCUAUUACAUCAUCCAGUACCGUGCCAAGUCCCCGGACAGCAAGUUCGAGACGGUGGACUCCAUCACCACGACCCGCUACAGCAUCGGCGGCCUGUAUCCCAACACGGAGUACGAGAUCCGCGUGUCCGCCGUCAACACCAUCGGCCAGGGUCCGCCCAGCCACCGGGUGGAGGCCCGAACCGGAGAGCAAGCGCCCGCCAGCCCGCCCAGGAACAUCCAGGCGCGCAUCAUAUCCCAGAACGCCGUGAUGGUGCGCUGGGACGAGCCGGAGGAGCCCAACGGGUUGAUCAAGGGCUACCGGGUGUAUUACACCAUGGACCCCUCGCAGCCAAUGAGCAACUGGCAGAUCCACAACGUUCAGGACAGCACGAUCACGACCAUCCACAGCCUCGUGCCGUCCGAGACCUACACCAUCCGCGUGCUGGCCUUCACGUCCGUGGGAGACGGGCCCUUCUCCGACCCCGUUCACGUCAAAGUGCGGCCUGGAGUUCCUGGGCAGCCGGGGAAGUUCACGGUGGGGAAAGUGACCGACACCAGCGUGGAGUUGACCUGGGAUCCUGCGUACUCCAAAGAGCCUGUGAAAGCCUACGAGCUCAUCUACAAAUCUCCAGGUCUCGGCGUUCAGGAGAAGAGGAACUUUGAGCCCAGAACGGCGUAUGUGGUGGAGGGUCUGCGCGCAAACACCGAAUACACCUUCUCUCUGGCCGCCGUUUCCAACAAAGGCAUCGGAGCGUUCACCAACGAGAUCAGCCAGCGCACGGCGCAAGCAAAGCCCACAGCUCCCCCGGCUCAGGUCCGUUGCUCCUCCAUCAGCUCCUCCUCUCUGUCGGUGAGCUGGGCUCCGGCGCCGGAGCAGAACUCGCCGCUGCUCGGGUACGAGGUGUGCUAUCAGCUCAGCGGCGGCGGAGACUCAGUGCAGACGCUGCGUCUGGAGCCGACAGCGGGACAGGCGCUCCUGAAAGGCCUGCGGCGCUGGAGCUCGUACCUCCUCACGGUGGCAGCACUGACGGAGCAGGGCCUCGGACCCCAGAGCCAAGCCGUAGAGUGCAGAACCGAUGAGGACGUCCCCGGAGCUCCGCCCCGUCAGGUGGAUGUCCAGCCAAUAAACAGCACCUGUGUUAAAGUGUCGUGGCGCUCUGUGUUGCCGGGGCAACGGAACGGGCAGAUCCGCGGUUACCAGGUUCAUUACGCGCGUGUGGAGAACGGGGAGUCACACGGCCUGCCGCGCAUCAGAGACAUGAUGCUGGACGACGCCCAGAGGGACAUGGAUGAGACGGCACAAUAUGAGCUGAUCAUUGAAGAUCUGCAGCCGGAGACGCUUUACUCCAUCAGUGUGGCGGCUUACACCAUCAGAGGAGACGGAGCUCAGAGCCUCGCUCAACUGGUGCAGACACCCGUCACAUUGCCUGCUCGCCCCGUUCUGUCGGUGCAUCUGGUUAACGAGACGUCGGCGUCAGUGAUCUGGACGACCCAACCGUCCUCCAGCCCUCUGCAGGAGAUCCGGGGCUUCCGACUGACCUACGGCCUCAAAAACCACUCGCACUCGUUCUCUGUCGACGUCAGGCCCGAGGAGCGCCAGCGCGGCGUGAGCGACCUGCGUCCUGGAGGCGUGUACUGGUUCCUCCUGGCCGCUAGAGGGCGCUCUGGCUACGGCGAGCCGGCGGAGGAGGAGCUGUCGGUGCCGGAGUUUCCUCCCAGAGGUUUCCCGCAGCUGUUGGAGCGAGCGAACGCCACAUGCUGCUCGCUGCAGUUCUCCUGGAUUCCUCCGGGCGGCGCUUAUACGGGAUACACGCUCACGUACCAGGAAGCGGAAAGUGCCGUUGAACCGCGGACGCUAACGGUGCCGGCGGACGCGUGUAGCUACACCAUUCACGGGCUGAACCCGGACCAGGCGUAUGCUGUGAGAAUAUCGGCUCAUAACGGCGCCGGGUCAGGUCCGUUUAGCCCACAGGUGCGGUUCCGAACCACAGCCUUCGACACAGACGUGCCGAGGAACUUCUCUGUGAAUCUGGCGACGAAGACGAGUGUGUUGCUGACGUGGGAGUUCCCGGAGAACAGCGCCCCCUAUCGCUUCACAGUGGAGUAUAACCGGCAGAAGAUGGAGGUGGACGCUCGUCUGAGGAAAGCGGUGAUUCCCAACCUUCAGCCGGACACCAGUUACGACUUCAAGAUCACCAGUCCCGAGGGGAACAUGGGAGGACUGAGACACCGCAUCCACGCCAAGACCUCGCCACCCAUCCUGAUCCGCCGGCCCGAGCUGGACCACACGCGAGAAGCCGAGGCCACGGUCACCAUCAUCCUGCCCUCGCUGGACACCCGGAGCCACGUCAGGAACAUCUAUGUGGUGGUGGUUCCUCUGAAGAGAGCCCGCGGAGUGAUCCGUCAUCUGAAGAGCCCAGACGAGAUGGACCUGGAGGAGCUGUUAAAGGACAUCAGCCAGAAGCAGCGGGACCCGCGGCAGCGUCAGGUGGACCUGCGGAGAGCCUACAUCACGGCCCGCUUCACGCCCGCCACCCUGCCCGGCUUCUUCACGCUGGGGAACCAGCAGGACUACGGCGGCUUCGAGAACCGGGCCUUAGAGUCCGGCCAGGAGUACGUGUUCUUCAUCCUGGCCGAGCUCAACUCCACCACUGGGAAGAUGUUUGUGGCCAGCCCUUACACCGACCCCGUGAUCGCGCCGGACUCGGACCCGCAGCCGCUGGACGCGAGCGACGGGCUGAUCUGGGUUCUGGGACCCGUCCUGGCCGUCGUCUUCAUCGUCUGCAUCGUCAUCGCCAUCCUGCUCUACAAGAAUAAACCCGACAGCAAACGCAAGGACUCUGAGCCGGGAACCAAAUGUUUGCUGAACAAUGCUGAGAUGAUGGCUCACCAUCCCACCGACCCCGUGGAGAUGAGACGCAUCAACUUCCAGACACCAGGUAUGAUGAGUCACCCCCCCAUCCCCAUCUCUGAUCUGCCCGAACACACGGAGCGCCUGAAGGCCAACGACAACCUGCAUCUGUCUCAGGAGUACGAGUCGAUUGAUCCUGGUCAGCAGUUCACAUGGGAACACUCCAACCUGGAGGUGAACAAGCCGAAGAACCGAUACGCUAACGUGAUCGCGUACGACCACACGCGUGUGAUCCUCGCGCCGGCAGACGGCAUUAUGGGUAGUGACUACAUCAAUGCGAACUACAUCGACGGCUACCGGAAGCAGAACGCGUACAUCGCCACGCAGGGGCCGCUGCCCGAGACCUUCGGGGACUUCUGGAGGAUGGUGUGGGAGCAGAGAGCCGCGUCCAUCGUCAUGAUGACCAAACUCGAGGAGAAGUCACGGAUCAAGUGUGACCAGUACUGGCCCAGCCGCGGCACGGACUCGUACGGGGCGGUUCAGGUCUCUCUGCUGGACACCAUGGAGCUGGCCACGUUCUGCGUGCGAACCUUUUCACUACAUAAGAACGGGUGUAACGAGAGGAGAGAGGUCCGACAGUUCCAGUUUACGGCUUGGCCCGACCACGGCGUUCCCGAAUAUCCCACUCCAUUCCUUGCCUUCCUCCGCAGGGUGAAAGCCUGCAACCCUCCCGACGCCGGCCCCGUCAUCGUCCACUGCAGUGCCGGCGUGGGCCGCACCGGCUGCUUCAUCGUGAUCGACGCCAUGCUGGAGCGGCUCCGCCACGAGCGUGUGGUGGACGUGUACGGUCACGUGACCCUGAUGCGCUCGCAGCGGAACUACAUGGUGCAGACGGAGGACCAGUACGGCUUCAUCCACGAGGCGCUGCUGGAGGCGGUGGCCUGCGGGAACACUGAGGUGGCGGCCCGAAGCCUGUGCUCGUACAUACAGACGCUCGCGCAGGUGGAGCCCGGAGAACACGUCAGCGGGAUGGAGCUCGAGUUCAAGCGUCUGGCCAACACUAAAGCACACACCUCCAGGUUCGUCAGUGCUAAUCUGCCCUGCAACAAGUUCAAGAACCGGCUGGUGAACAUCAUGCCGUACGAAACCACACGCGUGUGUCUGCAGCCAAUCAGAGGCCUGGAAGGGUCCGACUACAUCAACGCCAGCUUCAUCGACGGAUACAGGCAGCAGAAGGCGUACAUCGCCACGCAGGGGCCGCUGGCGGAGACGACGGAGGACUUCUGGAGGACCCUGUGGGAACACAACUCCACCAUCGUGGUCAUGCUGACCAAACUGCGUGAGAUGGGCCGGGAGAAGUGUCAUCAGUACUGGCCGGCGGAGCGUUCGGCUCGCUAUCAGUACUUCGUGGUGGAUCCCAUGGCAGAAUACAACAUGCCACAGUACAUCCUGAGAGAGUUCAAAGUCACCGACGCCAGGGACGGACAGUCCAGAACCGUUAGACAGUUCCAGUUCACCGAUUGGCCAGAACAAGGUGUUCCAAAGUCAGGGGAGGGUUUCAUUGAUUUCAUUGGACAGGUGCAUAAAACCAAGGAGCAGUUUGGUCAGGAUGGACCAAUCACAGUCCACUGCAGUGCGGGCGUCGGGCGCACAGGUGUGUUCAUCACUCUCAGUAUCGUGCUGGAGCGCAUGCGUUACGAGGGCGCCGUCGACAUCUUCCAGACCGUCAAAAUGCUGCGCACGCAACGGCCGGCGAUGGUGCAGACUGAGGACGAGUAUCAGUUCUGCUAUCAGGCCGGCCUCGAGUACCUUGGAAGUUUCGAUCACUAUGCAACAUAAGAGAAGAAGAACACCUUCCCCACACCAGAGACGCAAACUAUUACCUCAGUGUUCACUUAUCGAUAUUAAUGUUGUGGUCGGCUUUCUAGAAAUAUUAAACCGUGGAUGAAGAGGAAAAUUUUACAUAUUACAUGUACAAAAAAAAUCUAUUUAAAGCAAAACAACAAGAAACUAUGAAAUCAAAGCCUGGAUUAUUGCUGCACCCUUCAGUGGGAGUUUCUUCGAACUGUCUUUGCCAACGUCAGACGUGAGUUCGUUCGUUCGUUCGUUCGUUCGUGUGAAUGACGGGAUCGUCGCCACCGGGACGAUUAAGCGGGAGUUUGAUUAAACGAGAUCUCCCACCGUCUGUGCCUAACGGAGCGAGGCGGACACACACACACUCCUGUGAAUACUGUGUUUGUGUCUCUACAAGACUUUCUGCUGCUUACGCGUGUUUGAGAGGCGAGCGAGUUUCUCGUGUCUGUAUCAUGUUCUUUUGCUCUUUCCGCUGUCGCGUUCAUCCCAGAACGUAUCACACACACACACACACACACACGAGACCCAGUGUUUCCAGCAGUCAAACGCUAGAAGCAUCCGAUCAAAUCCAGGACACACUCGCCAAACUCUUCCCGUCAUGUUUAGUUUAGCGAAGGCGCGGUGUUUAGGAGUAGCGCGGGAAACCAGCCGGUUCGAGACGUCAAGUGAGCCUUAUUAUCGUUGUUGUCAAAUAUUUAAUCGACCUGAUUUUUUUAUUUCAUUUUGUUGUUGAUAUGCUUGAAUUUCUAAGGAUCUAUUUAUUUACAUGAUUUUUAUGGCACUAUGAUUUGUGAGCUGUGGUGUAGUUGGCUAAUGUGACUGUACAUGCCUCAGAUGUUAACCCUCUCAGAUAUUUUAUAUAUUUCCUGAGCACUGAUCGUUCUAGAGAAGCCGACGGUCCUCAGCCAAUCGCUGGAGCUCUGAGACGUCACAUGGUUCUCAUCGGCAUUAUCGGUCGGACGAGGCGAGAUCAAGCACACGCGGGGUUAAAGAGCACCAGGAACUGCACUAAACCAGCAGGGUCGGACCACGUGACACCAUUGUGAGAUCGAAGGCGUGGUCACGUUUCGCUCCGAAUACAUGCCAAGAUUUCACUAACAAUUUACAAUUAGACUAAUCGUGGAAAUCUGCUGAAAAAAUCUUCUAUUUUUGUCCUGUUGUCCAGUUUAACAAAUAUUGUUACAUCAGGAUAUAAGAAAAUGACUGAAGAUGUUUCAAAUGAAAAAUCAAAAAUGCAAUGAAGUGAGUUUGUGUUUAAAACUACAACAAAAAUCCAAUGGAGGCAGAAAAAUAAGAAAACAACGUCAUUUUUGACAGAUAUUUGUUCUCCUUUUAAACUCAAACUCACUUCAUUUUGAUUUAAUCUUCAGUCAUUGUUCUUCUUCUCCAGUAAAUGUCUCUUGAUUUAAGAAUGUUUAGAUGUGUGUGUGCUGGAAAACGAGACAGAAACACUGAGGAGGAACUUCUCUCUAAACUAUGACAACGUAUAAUUUCCUAAGAAAAGUUCAUUAAAGUGCUGAACUGGUUCUCCAUCGUGUCAGCUCGUUAUAGACUGACGCUCGUGUGAAUCGGUCAAAGUGAACGUGGUCAUCAAUGUGAAUCUAAUAUCAAAUAUUGGCAGACAUGAGCGUAUCAGUGAUGGUGUCCGUUUCAGCAUCUGCUCUUCUUCAGCAGUUAAAGCACAUUCACCACUGAUGUUUCCAAUCAAAUAUUCUCUCGAAUUAAAGACAAAAGCACAGGAAUAAUCCCACAAUCCUCUGGCAAAGCAACGCUUGAUCGGACGAGGGAAUGAGGGCCGAGAGCUGACGACUGCGUAGUGCUUCACUUUUCUCUGCUUACUGAUUCAGAUCAUAUGUGUAGAUAAUAUGUCGACUUUGUAUUAAAACAGAAUGACUGGAUAUACUGAC